CACGCUUUUUACAUGUGAAAUACACCACGGGUGUAUGUCGUGGUCAGUUUUUUCAGCGUUUUACGUAAACCAGUGUUAAACCUAGGUUUUGAUAUAACCCAGUGUUUCGAAACCCAGACAUAUGAAAUCGGCCCUUUGGGUUUUUUUUCCAGUUUAACUUCUACAUAGGCUAAACUCUGUAUGCUUGUUUGUGUGAAAAACAUUACUGGUGAGAUACAUGCACCUACCUGGCUACUUUUGCUGAAAAUAAAAAGCGUUUUCUGUAAUCAAAUUCUGUGAAUAGUAGUAGUAGUUUGUAUCUGAUUCUUAAUUUAAGAUAAAUACUGAUGUAUCUGAUUAAUAUAUUUUAGGAUUGAAGAAAAGAGAACAUGGCUGAUGCACGUGAAACCUCGGCAUUGUUGGCGGACAUGGCUGAUGCACGUGAAACCUCGGCAUUGUUGGCGGAGCCACAGAGAGAAGAGGUUUUAUCAACCAAAACCACGCCAACAGUUCUAGCUCCUCCCAUUGUCGACUCGGAGAUCCUGCAGCGUGUUGAGAUUGAGAGUUCGUAUAGUGGCUACAUUGCCCAGAGUGGAAACCACGAGGCUGACUCGGCGGGAGAUAAUAAAACAACCAACUUGCAGUGUCUAAUGCACCUUCUGAAAGGAAAUAUAGGAACAGGCAUUUUAGCAAUGCCCAUUGCUAUUUUGCAUUCUGGACUUUGGGUUGGGUUUGCUGGUCUGUUAAUAAUAGCAGUUAUUGCCAUUCACUGCAUGCAUACACUUGUCAACUGCAGUCACAUAUUAUGUAAAAGGACAUCUAAUAUAACUCUUGAUUAUGCUGGUGUCAUGGAGGCCAGUCUUAAAACCGGAACGGAAAAGCUUCAGAAGUUUUCUAAAGCAGGAAGAAUUCUUAUCAACGUUUUACUUAUUGUCACACAGUUUGGAUUCUGCAGUGUAUAUAUUGUUUUUAUUGCUCAGAAUGUCCAACAGGUUGUUGAAUCAUUCCACCCACAUGAUCUAAAUAUCCGGAUAUACGAGGUUAUUGUGAUGUUUCUCCUCAUUCCAUACACAUUUCUGAAGGAUCUGCGAGUACUUGCCCCAUUCUCCGCCUUUGCCAAUCUGCUUUGCAUUUGUAGCCUGGUGAUUAUCUUUGUCUACAUCGUUCAGGGACUGCCAGAUGUCAGCAGCAGGCCAGCAUUCAGUUCCUGGAGUAACCUGCCCCUGUAUUUUGGAACAGCAAUUUAUACAUAUGAGGGUAUCAGUUUGGUUUUACCUUUGGAGAACAGCAUGAAGAACCGCAAUGAGUUUGCUGGCUGGACCGGUGUCUUGAAUCUUGGGAUGAUUACCGUGACUGCUCUCUACUCAGCAAUGGGAUUCUUUGGCUACCUCAAGUUUGGAGACACUGUUCAGGGCAGCAUCACAUUAAAUUUGCCAAAUGACGAUUGGUUAUAUCUAUCGGUGAAACUGAUGUUUGCUAUUUCCAUGUACGUAACAUUUGGAAUCCAGUUCUACGUGCCGAUGAAGAUCAUCUGGCCAUCUAUAGAAUGCCGUCUCACGUCAAGAAGAGUUAUUAUCUUUGGGGAAUAUGUCUUCCGAGUGCUACUAGUACUCCUUGUCUUUUGCUUUGCCAUUCUUGUUCCUCAUCUAGAUCUGCUGAUUUCACUAAUUGGGGCGUUCGCCAGCUGCUCUCUCGCUCUCAUCUUCCCACCUAUCAUCGAAAUGUGUACGCACAGUGCUGACAACCAUAUAUCAAUAAUCAUGAUCAUAAAAAAUGUUUGCAUUGUUUCUGUUGGAAUCUUAGGUUUUUUUACGGGUACUUAUAGUUCUGUGACACAAAUUAUAAAGAAGUUUUAGUCAUAGAAAGAGAAUAAACUUUUGUUUUGUCAGUAUAUGUUGUCUGGAAGCCAUAUGUGUAUUUGCAGUGAACAUUACCAUGCAUAUUUUAAAGUUAGUGUAUAAAACUAAUCAGGGCUCACCCUGGAUCAAAAAUACCUGUAGCCAAAAUAUUAGCCAAAUGGAAUUUUUAUUAGCCAUAUUGAAAAUGCUUUAGCCAAAUUAACAAACAUACAGAAAUAUGGGGGUGGAUGGAUGUUUAUUGAGGGUAGUUGUUUUUUCUUUCUUCCUUUUUUCCCAAAUAAAAAUUUGAGAGCUUUUUUUAUAUAGAGCUCAUUAUUUCUUUAAAUAGCAAUCUUUAAGUUAAUUUACCAUCCUCGGUGGCGUCGU
This is a messenger RNA of Gigantopelta aegis, 2204 nucleotides long. RefSeq names its product proton-coupled amino acid transporter 4-like. Gene Ontology annotation, cellular component: vacuolar membrane. Gene Ontology annotation, molecular function: amino acid transmembrane transporter activity. The transcript is spliced from 9 exons. The record is from RefSeq and is a predicted model, not a curated record. Lineage: Eukaryota; Metazoa; Mollusca; Gastropoda; Neomphalida; Peltospiridae. Bases 369 to 1835 code for a protein of 488 amino acids. Gene Ontology annotation, biological process: amino acid transmembrane transport.